This is a messenger RNA of Medicago truncatula (barrel medic), 2389 nucleotides long. RefSeq names its product protein NRT1/ PTR FAMILY 3.1. The coding region runs from base 68 to 1885 and encodes 605 amino acids. Gene Ontology annotation, biological process: transmembrane transport. The transcript has 4 exons. Gene Ontology annotation, molecular function: transmembrane transporter activity. The record is from RefSeq and is a predicted model, not a curated record. Lineage: Eukaryota; Viridiplantae; Streptophyta; Magnoliopsida; Fabales; Fabaceae. Gene Ontology annotation, cellular component: membrane.
UAUAUACAUAGACAAUAUCGGUGUGUAGCAUUGUUAGAUUUAAGACAUAUAUUAGAUUAGAUUAGAUAUGGAGGAAGAGAAAGGCAUUAGAGGGAAUGGCAAGAUGGUGGAGAAAGAAAGCAAGAGGCAGCAACGAGGAGGCAUCCGAACAUUACCUUUCAUCCUUGCAAAUGAAGUGUGUGAUAGAUUUGCGAGCGCUGGAUUUCAUGCAAACAUGAUAACCUACCUUACACAACAAUUGAAUAUGCCAUUGGUUUCAGCUUCCAACACUCUCAGCAACUUUAGUGGAUUGUCUAGCUUGACUCCUCUUCUUGGUGCUUUCAUUGCUGAUUCUUUUGCAGGAAGAUUUUGGACCAUUGUUUUUGCAACUCUCAUCUAUGAACUGGGACUAAUUACUAUAACAACAUCAGCUAUAGUGCCUCAUUUUCGUCCUCCACCCUGCCCAACACAAGUGAAUUGUCAAGAAGCCAAAUCCUCACAACUAUGGAUACUCUAUCUAGCACUCUUUCUCACAUCUCUUGGAUCAGGUGGCAUUAGAUCAUGUGUUGUGCCUUUUUCAGGAGAUCAAUUUGACAUGACCAAAAAAGGUGUUGAAUCUAGAAAAUGGAACCUCUUCAAUUGGUACUUUUUUUGCAUGGGAUUUGCUUCAUUAAGUGCUUUGACCAUUGUGGUUUACAUUCAAGAUCAUAUGGGAUGGGGUUGGGGUCUUGGUAUUCCAACCAUUGCUAUGUUUAUAGCUAUCAUUGCUUUUCUGUUGGGAUCAAGACUCUACAAGACUUUGAAACCAAGUGGAAGCCCAUUUCUAAGAUUGGCUCAAGUGAUUGUGGCAGCAUUUAGAAAGAGGAAUGAUGCUUUGCCAAAUGAUCCUAAGCUUUUAUACCAAAAUUUGGAGCUUGAUUCUUCUAUAUCUUUAGAAGGAAGGCUUUCGCACACAGAUCAAUACAAGUGGCUAGACAAGGCUGCAAUUGUAACAGACGAAGAAGCCAAAAAUUUGAAUAAACUACCAAACUUAUGGAACUUAGCCACUGUCCAUAGAGUUGAAGAGUUAAAAUGCCUGGUUAGAAUGCUUCCAAUUUGGGCAUCAGGAAUUCUACUCAUAACUGCAUCAUCAUCUCAACAUAGUUUUGUGAUUGUACAAGCUCGUACAAUGGAUCGUCACCUCUCUCACACAUUCGAAAUUUCACCGGCCAGUAUGGCAAUUUUCAGCGUGCUAACCAUGAUGACAGGUGUUAUUCUAUACGAACGCUUAUUCGUUCCAUUCAUCCGUAGAUUCACAAAGAAUCCUGCUGGAAUCACAUGUUUGCAAAGAAUGGGAAUAGGCUUUGUGAUUAACAUUAUAGCCACUAUAGUUUCAGCAUUGGUGGAAAUCAAAAGAAAAAAAGUUGCUUCCAAAUACCACUUAUUAGAUAGUCCAAAAGCAAUUAUCCCUAUAAGUGUGUUUUGGUUGGUACCUCAGUAUUUUUUGCAUGGAGUGGCUGAAGUUUUCAUGAAUGUUGGACAUUUAGAAUUUCUCUAUGAUCAAUCACCUGAAAGUAUGAGAAGCAGUGCUACUGCUUUGUACUGCAUAGCUAUUGCUAUUGGACACUUUAUUGGUACAUUAUUGGUAACACUUGUGCAUAAGUAUACUGGUAAGGAGAGGAAUUGGUUACCUGAUAGGAACCUCAAUAGGGGAAGAUUGGAGUACUAUUAUUUUCUUGUUUGUGGGAUUCAAGUCAUAAAUUUCAUUUAUUAUGUAAUAUGUGCAUGGAUUUACAAUUACAAGCCCUUGGAAGAAAUAAAUGAAAAUAAUCAAGGGGAUUUGGAACAGACCAAUGGAGAACUCUCAUUGGUUAGUUUAAAUGAGGGUAAGGUGGAUGAGAAAAGAGAAUUUGCAAAGGAUGAAUGAAUUAUGAUCUUGUUGGUAGUAGCAUUGUACUUAGAUAAAAAUGUAAGUACAUGUCAUAGUUUAUUAGUCUUUUGAUUCCAUUUUCUUAAAUAUAAAGAAUUACUAUUAGAAAAUAUAUGAAUAAAGUUAUGAUUAUAAGUCUAAAUCUUGAUCUACUUGCAUUAGCUAAAAAUGAUGUCCAAGAAUAACCUCAAAAGAUGGUUGGACAGGUCGGUCUUUCUAUUUCUUUGUCAAGAUCACAUGAAAAACACAAGGAUGUGUUUAAUUUCCUUUUAUAUAUGGAUGGGUGUGUAAGAUGUUUCCAUUCCAUGCAUGGCUUACCAGAAGGAUCUAGAAUUUGAAAGAAGAAAAAUUGAGGCGAAAGUAUGAUGGGCUGAGCUUGUUACUUGAAUGAAUGUCAUCUGUUUCUGAUUUAUAUGGUGAAAAAUGUAACAAAUAUCAGUUUAAAGUUGGUUAGCAGAUAAUUAUUUAGUGUCAAUUGGAGUUGAACUUUAGCCCUCUCAA